AUGAAUGAACAGCAAAGGGUACCCUGGGACGCAAAGCCCUCGCGCCUGGCAGAGCGAUCGCCCCAGGUUCUUUGCAAGCCAGCCAUUUGGAAGCUGCCUGUAGAGCUGCUCAGCUGCAUCAUCAUUCUCCUUCUGAUUGACGUACCGCCGAACGGCAUCACCAAGCGCAAUGUCGACCUGAUGGCACUGCUUCUUACAUCGAAGAGGCUCUACGACGCCACUUUACUCACCCUCUAUCGACACGUCACCAUCCCGCAUUCCAAGAUCUUCAAGAAGUUCCUCUUUCAGAUCGCCCAAUAUCCGCCACUUGGCUUGCUAGUACGGCGCUUCGACUUCAGCCAUUUCAAUCCGAUCAUCUCGUUCGAUACGGCCAGUGAGAGGUUCCAGGCCCGCAACCUCACGCCUACCACCCUGCUUCGAGCCCUGGAGCUCACUCCGUGCCUUCAUGAGUUCCUCGCCCAGGAGCACAUCGACGACGAGUUGGACUCCCAGGUGCUCCGAAAGCUAUUCUUCGGCCUUGAUCAGAUGCAGGCCCUGGACUUCUGCGGUUGUUCAUCCUCUUCCUUCCAGCAGUCCUUCACCUCCGCCGUUACCACAGCCGACUGGACGAAGCCUCAUGGACUCAAGAGACUUUCUCUGCACAACUGUACAACACUUCCUGCAACGAUCUUCGAGACGCUCCUGCCAGGCCUGACUCAGCUUACGCACCUCGACGUGGCUGGGACGCGCAUCACGGAUGCAGCGCUGGCAUCCCUCGCCAACUCAGCGCAGAUAACCAACCUCAACCUAGCAAAGUGUAACAAGCUCUCCGCCGAAGCCAUCAUAAGUUUCAUAGCGACUCAUGUUGCCGUGAAAGAUUCUUUGGUCUGGCUCUCGCUCGCUGCGGAUGCCCGGACCCACGAAACGUUCAACGUUGACGCCUUGGCACGGCUUAUACCGAGGCUGCCCAAAACGCUGAAAUCGCUGAACCUCAGAGGAAGUAACAUGGACGAGUCGCACAUUGCGCUCCUAUGCCCUUUGACAAAACAGCUGGAGGAGUUGGCCCUGGGGCGCGGCCUGAACGCCGGCGACAUGAACGGGCUCUUCCUGCCCGACGAGAUCCGACAGACAGUUGCGAAGAACGACCAAACAAGGGCGGAAUUGGACGAUUGGGUGCCUCAAAACCUGCGCUCUCUUGACCUGUCAGACAUGUGGCGUGGUGACCUGGUCCUGCACGAACUUUAUAACACGUCCGGAUGCGCCCUCUUGACGGCGCAAACGGCGCCGUUGGAGGUGAUUGAGUUACCUGAAGACGCGGCGCGUCAACUAUCGAGAGGCAACAAAUCGCUGACGAGGCUUGGUUGGCGCGUCAGCGAGCUCGGCGACCGGACGUGGAUUGUGCGCGAGGGCCCCAAGUCCGAAGCCGGGGCCCAGGCCGGGGGCGCUGGCUGGAAGGUAGGGCCUCUGAUGUGGGGAACCCGCAAAGUAUCCGUGGCCAAGGCUGAGGCUGGCAGCAUGUAUGGGAGUUACAUGUAA
Molecule: messenger RNA, 1515 nt
Organism: Diaporthe amygdali
Lineage: Eukaryota; Fungi; Ascomycota; Sordariomycetes; Diaporthales; Diaporthaceae
Exons: 1
Coding region: 1-1515 (504 amino acids)
Source: RefSeq, a predicted model, not a curated record